UGGCUGCGCCCCUUGUGUCGCAGGAAUCAAAUUUGCUCAAAUGAAUUUAGUAAAUCCAGGUGACUAGUUGUAUUAUUCGUAUUCCUUGCCGUUCAUCGAUGUUUUUAGUUUCAUGUCAUACAUCAAAUACCUCUUAUCAUACAAUAUGAGUUUACUUAGAAUUUGCGGCGCACUAUGUCCGCUUCGGCCGCUCACUAUCCACCCUAAAAAUGCGUUGCUGCGGUCAAUGUUUCCACUGGGCGGCGUGUCGGUCCGGAUCGCCCACGUGUGUGUUGCCGGACUGGGGAGACGUGUUUUCGCACACCGCGGCCUGUGUAGCUCCACUCAGCCGACGAGAGACGUCACACUGUUCCAACACGACAGGACGAGCUUCUUCCGCCUCCUCGCUGUCUUCUGCGGGGGCCAGUUUGUCUUCUGGACGUACCUGGCUCACUUCGCCUACACCGGCCUCAGAGACACGGGGACAGCUCGGGAGCAGGAGAAAAGGAAAGCUCCCACCAGCACUGUCUUGGCUGGCAUGUGGAGUUUCGAUAUGAACCUGGGGUCCAACACCUGGAGGUACGGCUUCACGCUGGGAUGUGUGACAAUAGGAGUGGGCAUACUGGGACUGGGAGUUCUGUUUUGUCGGCGCUCUGUCAGUCAGGUGGUUUUACACCAAGGUGGAAGGAUGGUGUCGGUUAUCACACAGUCACCUCUGGGAAAGGGCCAUGGCUGGAGACUAACGACCCCGUUGUCCCAGGUUGCCUGUCAUGCCCACAGACAGGAGUCCCCCUCCUUCAUCCCCCUCAAAAUCAAGGGACACAAGUUCUACUUUCUGCUGGACAAAGAGGGUACUAUGAACAAUGCUAAGCUUUUUGAUGUAACUGUUGGGGCAUACCGUCCUCUUUAAAUUGAAAUUUGGUUAGAUUAAUCCCAGGUGAUGUAAAAAUGAAAAAUAAACAAUGUACUGCAUUUCCUUAUGUAGUGGAUGGGAGUCUUCAUUUC
Molecule: messenger RNA, 984 nt
Organism: Phycodurus eques (leafy seadragon)
Lineage: Eukaryota; Metazoa; Chordata; Actinopteri; Syngnathiformes; Syngnathidae
Gene: tmem223
Product: transmembrane protein 223
Exons: 1
Coding region: 113-889 (258 amino acids)
Biological process (GO): nervous system development
Cellular component (GO): mitochondrion
Source: RefSeq, a predicted model, not a curated record